AUGAUUAUUGAUUCUUUUGGAAAAUUUGUCACAUCCUCAAUCGUAGCAACGUUGUUGCUAUUAGAGAUAUUCGCACUCGCGGCCCGGGCCCAGCUGCAGACGAAUUUCUAUGCGAAAGCAUGCCCAAACGCCGAGAAAACCGUGCAAGACUACGUCCACAAGCACAUCCCAAAUGCCCCUUCCCUCGCGGCAGCCCUUAUUAGAAUGCAUUUCCACGAUUGCUUUGUUAGGGGGUGUGAGGCCUCGGUGCUGUUGAACGUGACAUCGAGCACCGGGAACCAAACAGAGAGAGUUGCAAUUCCAAACAGGACCCUCCGUGGAUUCGGCUUCAUUGAUGGGGUGAAGUCCCUGCUUGAAGCCGAAUGCCCCGGGAUUGUCUCUUGCGCUGACAUCAUUGCGUUGGUCGCAAGAGACUGUUCCUUCUUGAAGGGAGGUCCCUUCUGGAAUGUUCCAACUGGGCGUAGGGAUGGAGUGAUAUCAAAUGCUUCAGAAGCAUUGGCACAAAUUCCAGCUCCAACAAGCAACUUCACUACUCUCCAGAAUGAUUUUGCUGCCAAGGGCCUUGAUCUUAAAGAUCUCGUCUUGUUGUCCGAGUUGAUGUCUUGGUGA
This is a messenger RNA of Salvia splendens (bonfire salvia), 609 nucleotides long. Its product is annotated as peroxidase 3-like. The record is from RefSeq and is a predicted model, not a curated record. Lineage: Eukaryota; Viridiplantae; Streptophyta; Magnoliopsida; Lamiales; Lamiaceae. Gene Ontology annotation, molecular function: peroxidase activity; heme binding. The transcript is spliced from 5 exons. Bases 1 to 609 code for a protein of 202 amino acids. Gene Ontology annotation, biological process: response to oxidative stress.